ACCAUCCAUAUCCACAUCUUAUAAAAAUAAUUCGAGAACUUGAAGGUGAAAUAGAAAUUCGCAAAGCGAUUGCGGGUAAAGCUUGGUCAAUAAUUAAUGAUAGCUUCAAUGCUCCAAUUUCACUCUUUUACAAACCUAGCAUAAUUGCAAGCGCUGCGAUUUUCAUUGCAUCAAAGGUAGCUAAUGUUCAAUUAAAUGAGAUAACUAAACAAGGGACUUUAUGGUGGAGGGUUGCUCAGAUCGAUGUUUACGAAGUAUCAGAGGCAGUAGAUGAAAUAUUACGUCUUUAUCAGAUUCGUAAACCGAAACUGGUCAAAAAAAAGAACGGUGAAUCAAAACAUCCUCUUGAGGAUGCUGAAAUUGUUGUAGAAAAUCCUUAUGAGGAUCUUUCAGAGAAUUGUACACCACAGAUAGGGCAGCAAAGUCAAAGUCCUGAUGUACAAAUUGAAGAAACUCCUAAUAAUGAAACACCGACAGAACAUGAUGAUGAGAUGGAAGAUGGCCAAAUUUUAGAUGAAGUAACAAUUAAUGGAACAGAUCAGCACAUGGGAAAUGCGGAACCAAACGGGAACACAGGGAUGAUCUUGGAUUCCAAUGACGAAGAUCAACCUUUAAACUGA
This is a messenger RNA of Ambispora leptoticha, 620 nucleotides long. The record is from the annotation of a GenBank genome assembly. NCBI's taxonomy places the organism in Eukaryota, Fungi, Glomeromycota, Glomeromycetes, Archaeosporales, Ambisporaceae.